AUGUACCCUGAUGGCAGAGCUGCCAAUCUAUGGUCUGGGGGCAGUUGCAGCGUGGCCAGUGCUCAUUUUCCUAUCGAAGAACAGGGAAGGAGAUCCAAUCAUGGCCAUGGACUUAUAAUAUUCAACAGCAGGCAGAAAAUUGACUGGCUACGGGAGUUGCUGAAGGGCACGACGGAAGAAGGUCGUAUGAAGCUUCGUGCAUGGCGGGACAGAGUCAUUCUUGCUGUGGAAAGCAUGCAGACAACGUGCGUGGCCUCAGUGCCCCUGGUGCUGGCCCGAUCACCGAUGGAUAUUGAGUUUGACUUGCAAUCGCCAGGGUACUCGGAGAAACAACGUGCAGCAGACAAAUUUGAUGGCAAGGCCGAACUAGAUGUGCGGGAACCCGGGAAGAGGAGGCUGUAUAUUGCUACCUGCCCCAAGUUGGGAAGAAUUGGCGAGGCGGAGACGAACGCUACAAAUGAUGUGAAUAAUAUAGGCCGUUUGAGAAGGGAUUGCCGGCAGACAGGAGCGGUGUUGUCGAUGUGCCCACAGUACUUGAGGUCACCGCAAGAGAGCGUUGGUUGCUGUCACGGUGCGUGCCUACGAAAGCAAGCCCUUUGGUCUGCGUUGAAAGAAAGCAGAGUUGCGGCGGAGAAAGACGAGAGGUCUUACAUAGCUGAUUUUGCUGCAGAUUCCGCCCGAAUUGUGGAGCAAGCAGGAAUUCACGCUCAUACUGCGUCAUGUUACAAGUAUGAAAGCGGACGUGAGCAGGAUGGCAAGCCAGAACAUUGCCGCUUUGGGUACGUCCAUUUUGUGACUUUGUGGUGUUGGGCCAUUGUUUUGCGCCGUGGCAAGCAGGUGAAAGCAGCCGUGCAGCGAGUGUUUGCAAGAUUUGGCAAGGAGCCAGUACUUCCCAAAGGGUACAUGCCUACACCUUUCGAAAAAGAACAUGGCAUUGCGGCAACGUUGGACAUGUUUGCCCCACACCAUCCGGGACUGGGAAGUCAGAUCAAUGCCAAAGAAAGCUUGGAUCGACCUGGCCGCAUUCAGACGGUGCGUGUGCAUCCAAGAGAGACAUCCACCUUGGUGAGCGGAAUUGUCUCCCAUAGGGGCAACUUGGACUAUCAGGACUUGCGGACUGUCCUGGACGAUGCCGAUGAUGACAACGUUCCGUUGCCGCCCGAAAUCAAGGUGCAUCGCCAAGGCCCGUUGCAGCCCUGCCGUUCGUUGCUAGUGAACGGAGGUGUCACAAUGCCCCAAGCCUAUACUGUCCGUUUCCUCGGGAGCUGCUUGCAAAAAGAAGAGGUGAAGGCCUUGAUGGUUGCUACCCGUACUUUCUAUUGGAUGUUGGAACCUAGAGCUGGAGUGGCUGAAAUGCCACGGGUGGGCGACCGGCAGCGUGAUGCAAGCUGGAAGAUUUUUUCCAGAGCUGUGGUUGACGGCAUUGUUUCGGCAAUGCGAAGUGCAGUGCAGAUUAGCUUCUACAUUUGUGACUACUCCACUAAACCUAAUGUGACAUCGGGCCGCGUUUUGCAGUACAUGCACAAAGGAAUGCAACGGUUGGAGGCAGAACUGCAGGAGAAAGAGUGCGUGCAGAAAGUGUUGGAGCUCGAGGCUGCUGGUUUCUUGGAUGAUCCUGGCCGAUUGCCUUCCGGUGUGCAAACUUUGGAAGGUAAGAAUUUGUCUGAGGCCGAAAAAAGGCAAGAGAAGGUGAGACGCAUUCUGAUCCGCUUGUGGAGCGCUGCAAACUAUUCUUAUUUGAAAGGCGCUUCGUUGCAGCUAGUGCAUCUACUAACGCGACAUGAAGCUUUGCGAAGAGAAGAAACCAAAACCAUGGAAGUAGGAGAGACAGAGGAAGACGUGGCCCUAACCCUGAUCGAAGUGGAGCAAGCGGAUGGGAAGUAUAGUGUCCAAGUGAGCAACGAUGCAUUUGUCGACGAUUGGUACCACCGUGGCCCAGACCUUGCUUGGAUGAGCCAUUAUCUCUACGCGAUGUAUGUCAGGGUUGUGCCGAAAUCUGAUGGCCUGCGCUUUCAAUGGAGCUUUGCCUUUGUGCACCAUUAUAAGAAAUAUGCUGGCUUCGUACAGGUGCUCGAACCAUCUCCGCGAGUUCCUUACAUGGUUGGCUUCACCAUGCCCACAAGAAGCGCGGAUCCUGCCACGAAUGCUUUGUAUCAUCUGUGCUUGAUGAAGCCGAGCAGAGUGUGCAAAGGGUGUUGCGAAGAUGUGGCUUGGCUAGCAGGUCAUGUGUUGUCAUCUGUGGCUGGGUCACAGCAAGGCAUACUCUUUGGAUACACAAAGCCUGCCGGGCAAGCUCAGCCUUCCAGGGGCGAGCGACGUUUCACAGAAGCGUGGAAAGCUUGGGAGGCAUUGCAACUGACCCGAGCAGAGCGUGCUUGGGCAAAGUUGAAACUGGAGCGUCGUGUGGGCGUUCUGGAUGAUGUGGCGCCAUUCCGAGAAUGGUAUGUGCCUGGUUGCAACAGAAAGACCAUUGUGCAGUCAUGGCUUUUGCCUUGGUUGCGAGGCGGUUUUCGGCAUUGCUAUAAAGGUCCCUGGGGACAAAAGAGGAGGACGCGAUCCGACAUCAAUCCGAUAUACAGCAAGGCGCAAUUUGUCAAGCUGCAUCCCACAAGUGUGGGGGUACUGCCAGCAUUGCCACAUGUGGUCGCAGUUUGCAUUCUUCGUUUUGCUGGGAAUGUGAAAGGUGAAGGGAAUGAAGAUGUGGUUAUAGCAGACACACUUGAUGCCCAGGACAAGGCUGCGUCAAGUUGCAGAACAGAUGCCCAGAAGACGGUGGUCAGAACAGGCACCGGGGUUCAUGUGAACCAAUUGUUUCCCGAAGAGUUUGGUGCCAGCAUCACAGCAGAGGUGUCAUGGAAUAUGGAUUUGCUUGCUGAAGCUCGCAAAAGACCACGCCCAAAUGCAGUCGCUGUCAGCAACGAAGACGAAGAUGAUGAUGCGGGUGGAGCUGUCGUGGGAAAACUGUUGGCCGCUGAAGGAGAAACCCCGGGCGGAGAAGCAGGAGAUGAUUAUGAUGUUGUAGUGGAGCAGCCAUAUUCCGAGGAAAAAGGCUUACAGUAUAAACCGCACCUGGAAAUACAAGAUUGCGAUGUCCUUGAGAUUGCUCACAGACUAGAUGGCUGGAGAGACGGGCGAGGUCAAAAAGACAAUGUCUUGAAGUUUUUCCAGAACUUUCGCGAUUUUUACGCUGAAGAGUUAAAGGCAGCAUGCCCUUGCGAGAUGAGGAUGCAAAAACAGUUCUGUGGUACAGAUGGCAUGAGUUUGGCAGACUGGAUUUCACAGCGAAAUCAAAUGCUUCGAGCACAGAAAGAGUUGAAGAAUAACCGUGAGAAGACAGGCCCAGGCGGUGGAGAAUCUGAAUCGGAAGAUGAUAUACAGAGUCGUGUGAUUACCAGUGAAACAGAUGUGCCGAAAAUUCAUGUAGUAUUCACUUUCGAAAAUGCCAUUGAAUCGCCAGCUGAGAUGGCACGCCGGUUGGCGUGUCAAAGUGGGGCAGCUUGGGACAGACAGCAAUAUGAAAUGAUCAUUUGUUGCGUGUGGCCUUUGCACCGGGUCUGGGAAUAUGCUCUCACAGAGCGUCGUCUGAAGGAGUGGAAUUCUGUGGAAGGCCGCUUACAACUCAUCCAGGAUGCGCAGGUUCCACCUGUCCGUGUAUUCGCACAUGGAGCUGGCGGGUCAGGGAAAACUUAUUGCUUGACUAAAGUUGUCAUGGCCGUUUUUCAGUGGUUUAUGCCAGGGCAAUGUCGUAAGCAAGCUUCCACCAACAGUGCUGCUCGCCUGAUCGCAGGCGACACCAUGCAUGCUUGUGCAGGGUUACUGAAAAGUGCAAAGUUUACAGCAGAGGAACCGUCCCGGAAGGUUCAGAACAAGUUGAAAACGACUUGGGGGACUGCUGUCUUUGUUUACAAUGAUGAGGUGGGUGCUGCCGCCCCUGGACUGUAUGGAACUUUGUCGUCUCGUGCAUACUGGGGAAAACGGGCUGCGGGGCAAAUUGAAGAUGUGGGGCCGAAACAAGCACCUUUUGGAAAUCCUUUGCUACAUGUUGACGCAGGUGACUUUGCCCAGCUCCGGCCAGUGCCGAAAGGGAGCCCUAGCCUCAUGGAAGCAUUUCUAAUGUCCGCAAAGAAUAUGCGAAUGAAGGCUUUGCUACGCAGCGCUCUACGGCAUGUGAACAUGACUGAUACAGGGAAGCUAGCAGGGCUUUGCCCUUUAUAUCUUGGAAUGCCAGUGAAAGUAACUCACAAACUCUGUCCGCCAGAAGUGGUUCAGGAGGCAACAGGAGAAAUAUUACAGAUUGGCUUCCACGAAGAAGAACGGUAUGGUUUACCUCGUCAGUUGCACAGGCCUGGAGGUAUGCCACACAAAGGGCAUCCAUGUUGGAGUAGGGGUUGGGUAAAGCUCGACAUGGUUCCACGUUGGGUCGAGAUUCGGCUUCAUGGCUGCACUGCUGAUUUUACGGGUACUGGCCGACCAGGCGUGUACUUGGUGAAGCCUACCAAUGCUGACUGGGAUUUGCAAUACCAAGCAACUGCCAUAGUCAACCAUCCCAAUGAAGUGCCGAAGCGCAAGAAAGUCCCUAGAAUCAAGGUUGGCCUUCGAAGUUCUCAGCUACCCAUAGCUCCAGCUGGGGUAGGAACCUUUAACAACAUGCAAGGUAAAACGGCCAAAGAUGAGAAAUCAGUGCCAAUGGGCCAUACUAUUGACCUGAAACUGCUGGAUGGCAAUGAUGACAAGUGGUUGCACUACUACAUGAUUCUUGGAAGGGCCACGUCCCUCGCAACAACCUUGCUGUUAAAUUUUCCGGAGGAUGCAAAUGGGGAACCAGAUUGGACCAUUUUUGAAAAUGGCCCUCCCGAGUAUUUGAUCCAUGUCUUUGCUGAAUUGGAGAAACGAUACGAAAAGACCCAAAAGCUUGUGACGCUGCGCCAAGCAGAUCUGAAAAUCUUUCCUUCUUUCGCUUGCCUGCCAGCUCGGCAUAAAGGUCUGGGAAACGAAUAUGUGUACAACACUGCUGAGUGGGAUGCUGCCGUGGCGCAGCGGUCGCAGAAGAGAAAACCGGACAGCAGCCACCGGAACUUAGCGGAACGUUUAGAGAGACGGGCAGAGGAGCCGCCGAGAAGAAAACGGAAAUAG
This is a messenger RNA of Cladocopium goreaui, 5133 nucleotides long. NCBI's taxonomy places the organism in Eukaryota, Dinophyceae, Suessiales, Symbiodiniaceae. The record is from the annotation of a GenBank genome assembly.